UCCAACGGUCGGUCACGGUUUUCAUUUUAAUAACCGUUAGAUCUACGGUUCGGUGAACGGUUCCACCCAUAACCGCAUACUAACCGCACCGAACAACCGAUUAAUAGGGACCGUCGAUUAGUUUUUAUCCUGAUUAAUCCUACCCGUCUAGAUUAAAGCCUCCACCAUAUAUAUUUUGCAACCCUAAUCUCUUCGGCAUUUUCUCUUCUUCGUUUCUCUUCCUCUCACUCUUCAUUUUCUCUUCAGCCUUCACCUCAGUCGCCUCCACCACCAGUAGACAGCAGACCCUGAUCUUUUAAACCACCUCUAUCAAGAGCACCACCACCUCUAUGGCUCUAUCUACUUUUGGUUAAGUUAAGGGGAGGAACUCAAGGAAGGAGUCUGAAAGCUAUUAUCAUUCAGUUUGAGUUAAGGGAAGGAAGGAGUCUGAUUACAGGGCAAUGAUUGGAUCAAGUUCAGCUUCAUUAUCAAGCUGCAAGAUGGCAAAUGCAUCUCCCUUUCCAUCCACUGCAGCUGGUUCUACUGAUGUGACACUAUCUAUAACACCUCAAGUUGAUGCUACUCAAGAAACACAAGCUACACAGCAGGCUACACAGGACCCUGCACCUGAAGUUGUAUCGAAGAAGAAGGGGAAAACUAGAUCAAAAGUUUGGAAUGACUUUAUAAGGAUCAGCGAAGAAAAAACAAAGUGUAAGCAUUGUCAGAAGAAAUUGCAAGCACAUAGUAGAGGAAAUGGAACUUCCGGCAUGAAGACACAUUUAGGCACAUGUCCAGAGAAUCCCAACAAGAAGCUCAAGGGACAAAAGAGUUUGGUGUUUCCACCACCAAGGCCUGAACAGUCAUCACAGCUGGUUGUUGUAAGUUAUGACAAGGAUAUGUGUAGAAGAAGAUUGACUGAGUUUGUCGUCAUAGAUAAACUGCCAUUUAGAAUUGUAGAAGGAGAAGGGUUUAGAAGAUAUAGUGAACAUCUUGAACCUAGAUUCAAGGUGCCAAGCAGGAUGACCAUUUAUAGAGAUCUUUUAAUUAUGUACAAAGAUGAGAAAGAGAAGUUGAAGAAAUACUUAAAGGAAAGUAAACAAAAAGUCUCUCUUACAACUGAUACAUGGACCUCUCCAAACAACUUCAAUUAUAUGUGUGUGACAGUGCACUUUAUUGAUAUCCAUUGGAAACUUCAAAAGAGGAUCAUCCUUUUUGUUUGAUCAAGGGUCAUACUGGAGAGGAGAUUGGAAAAUGCUUGAGAAAUGUUUGCUGGAUUGGGGUCUAGAAGAUCUUUUUGGUGUGACUUUGGACAAUGUCAGUGCAAAUAGUGUCGCAAUUGAGUAUCUUCAAACCAGUGUUAUCAAUUGGACAGGAGCAGUAGUGAGAGCUCAAUACAUGCAGGUAAGGUGUGAUGCGCAUGUUCUUGCGCUUGUUGUCAAAGAUGUUGUGUUGUUGUAUCACAAGUCAGUUGGAAGGAUCAGAUCAGUUAUCAAGUUUGUUACUGGUUCUCCCUCUAGGUUGGCCAAAUUCAAAGAAUGUGCUUCUCUCGAGAAGAUUGAUUGUAAGAAGAUGGUUUUCCUUGAUGUGAAGACCAGGUGGAAUGCUACGUAUCUGAUGCUUGAAACUGCCAUUCCAUAUGAAAAGGUAUUUAAGAGGUUAGAAAGGGAGGACAAGAGCUUUCGUUCUAAGUAUAUUUUCAAAGAAUCUGAAAGUGAAGCUUUACCUAAUACCGAUGAUGAUACUGUUGUAAUUGAUAAUGAAUAUUAUUAUCUUAGUUCAUCUAGUGAAUCUGAAUGUGAGGGAGAUGUAUCUAGAAAGAAGAAUACUAAGAAAAAGAACAAGCCCCGUCAUCAUGCUCCCUAUGCUGCAGACUGGUCAUAUGCUAGGUGUCUUGUUAAGUGUUUAAAAAUAUUCUUUGAUGUUACUGUUAAGUUCUCGGCUUCAGUUCAGGUUACUUCACAUGAAUUUCUAUGGCAGUUGGCAUUGAUCCAUGAACAGUUGGUUCGUCUUAGAGCUAUAGGAAACCGAGAUCCUCAUAUUUCUAGGAUGGCAGAAAUAAUGUUUCGGAAGUAUAACGCAUAUUGGGGGGAUUAUGAAGAUAUGAACUCUGUUAUGUAUUUUUCUAAGUUGCUUGAUCCUCGGGAGAAAGAAUCUGGUUUGAAAUUUGAUCUGGAAUGUUUGUAUGAGCAAGAUGAUUUCAGGGUUACAACUGUUUUGAAGGCUGUGAAACAAGAUAUGGGAAGACUUUAUGAUGAGUACACCAGCAUGUAUUCAAAUGCCAAUGCAGAGGAAGAUACUGGGUCAACAGCUGCUGCUGGUGUUGAUGACAUGGUUGUUUCUGUGCAAGAAGAGAACAUUGAGGAUAUGCUUGAAUCAAGGAAGAAAAGGCGAAGAAUGAAUGUUCAUAGUACUCAUCCAAAGUCAGAACUUGAAAGGUAUUUGCUUGAUGACUGUGAAGCGUCUACCAGGGAGUUUGAUAUUCUGGCAUGGUGGCAGGCUAAUAGUACCAAGUACAAGGUGCUAUCACUUAUGGCGAAGGAUAUUUUGGCAAUACCAGUGUCUUUUGUUGCAUCAGAAUCUGCAUUCAGUACCGGAAAGCGCAUUCUUACCCCAUGGAGAAGUUCGCUAUAUGGCAGGACAGUUGAAGCACUUCUAUGUAUGCAAAGCUGGUUGCAGAAACCUAUCUCUCUUGAUUUUCUGUGUGACUAUGUACCAGAUGACAAUUCCAACAUUGAAGAUGACAUUUUGGGAAAGGAUGAAGAUUAAGGGGAUGAUUGGCUUGAGAGAUGGAUGGACUGCAAUCUUUUACUGGUCUGCUACUUGAGAAAUGAAGAUCAAAUGGAUGACUCUUUUUCUU
Messenger RNA from Papaver somniferum (opium poppy), 2836 nucleotides. Its product is annotated as zinc finger BED domain-containing protein RICESLEEPER 2-like. The transcript has 6 exons. Gene Ontology annotation, molecular function: DNA binding; protein dimerization activity. The record is from RefSeq and is a predicted model, not a curated record. Lineage: Eukaryota; Viridiplantae; Streptophyta; Magnoliopsida; Ranunculales; Papaveraceae. Bases 1231 to 2745 code for a protein of 504 amino acids.